Solanum verrucosum is the source of this 836-nucleotide messenger RNA. RefSeq names its product ER membrane protein complex subunit 8/9 homolog. The transcript is spliced from 5 exons. The coding region runs from base 25 to 639 and encodes 204 amino acids. NCBI's taxonomy places the organism in Eukaryota, Viridiplantae, Streptophyta, Magnoliopsida, Solanales, Solanaceae. The record is from RefSeq and is a predicted model, not a curated record. Gene Ontology annotation, cellular component: EMC complex.
UUUACACAAAUUUUUCUCUGCGUAAUGGGGAUCGAAUCAACGUACGAAAUUCACCAAAACGCUUACAUCAAGCUAAUCCUCCAUGCAUCAAAGCACAAAACUUCCGCCGUCAACGGCGUCCUCCUCGGCCGUAUCUCCGGUGACUCCGCCGUCGUCGAAAUUGUGGAGUCCGUUCCGUUAUUCCACUCUCAAAUUGGCGUCCUUCCUCCUCUCGAAAUUGCCCUAAUUAUGAUAGAGGAGUAUUAUUGUGAUAAAGGUUUAAGUAUUGUUGGUUACUUUCAUGCCAAUGAGAGAUUCGAUGAUUCCGAGCUAGGAAGUGUUGCUAAGAAUAUUGCAGACCAUAUCUACAAAUAUUUCCCUCAAGCUGCUGUGCUCCUGCUGGAUAACAAGAAGUUUGAAACUUUAUCAAAAGAGGGGAAAGAUAGGAGUCCUGUAAUGCAGCUUUACACCAAGGAUGCAUCUAGGAGCUGGAAACUAGUGGGAUCAGAUGGAAGCAGCCGUUUGAAAAUUAAACAGCCAUCAGCAAAUGUCAUCCUCCUAGAUUACAUUUCAUCGGGGAAAUGGAAGGAUAUUAUAGAUUUCAAUGACCACCUUGAUGAUAUUAGCAAGGACUGGGUGAACACAGAGCUCUUCAAUUGAAGUUGCUAUGUGUAUCUCAUGUUGUUUCCGUCUCUGAAGGGAAAGGAUCCAUCACUUUGGUUAUAACAUUGUGAUCCAAUAGAAGGCCGCCUGCAGGUUAUAUUCUCAAGAAAAGGCGAUACAUUUGUCAAAAGUGCUUCCAAUCUUUUAGGAAGACUCGAUAUAACAUGUUCUCCAGCUUAUUGAUAUUGCCCUGU